GCCUUUGCGCAGCAGUGCGCACCCCAGGUACGCUGCUUGGUCCGCCCCGCCUAGCAGCGGUCUCGCUGUCCCCGCAGUCAGCCGCCGCCAGUUCGUUACCCUCCUCUGUCCCCAGUACGGCUAACCCAGCCAGUCUCCAAGCUCUCCCCUUUCUUUCCUCCGUGUUUCCUCGGCAGCGUCUGUACCUUUGGCCGCGCUGGGCGUCUGGCCCGCAGGAUGAAGAACCCAGUGCUCGAGGUGGUGUCUCUACUGCUGGAGAAGCUGCUGCUCGUCUCCAACUUCAGGCUCUUCAGUUCGGGCACCCCGGGCGAAGAUAAAGGGAGGAACAAUUUCUACGAGAUCAGCUCUUUCCUCCGUGGCGACGUGCUGGAGGUGCCCCGGACCCACCUGACCCACUAUGGCAUCUACCUGGGUGACAACCGGGUAGCCCACCUGAUGCCCGACAUCCUCUUGGCCCUGACCGACGAUAAGGGUCGCACGCAGAAGGUGGUCUCCAACAAGCGUCUGAUCCUGGGCGUCAUUGGCAAGGUGGCCAGCAUCCGCGUGGACACCGUGGAAGACUUCGCCUACGGAGCCGACAUCCUGGUCAAUCACCUGGACGAGUCCCUCCAGAAGAAGGCGCUGCUUAACGAGGAGGUGGCGCGGAGGGCGGAGAAGCUGCUGGGUAUGACUGCCUACAGCCUGCUCUGGAACAACUGCGAGCACUUCGUGACCUACUGCAGAUAUGGCAUCCCCAUCAGCCCCCAGGCCGACAAGUUUUGUGAGAAUGUGAAGAUAAUUAUUCGGGAUCAAAGAAGCGUCCUUGCCUCAGCAGUCCUGGGACUGGCGUCCAUCGCCUGCCUGGGCCUGGCACCCUACACUACCCUUCCUGCGAUUUUUAUCCCAUUCUGUUUGUGGAUGGCUGGCUGACCUCCUCUCACCGUGUCAGCGUAUGUAUUCUGUGUGUAAACAUGUUUAUAUUUAUAGAGCACAAAUCCGUAUUAGCAUUGUUGACAAACAUGUGACCUGUAACACUGUGUUCUGGAUAAAAAUGUGAUUAAGAAUCACGCCAAGUGCUUACCAUGUAAGCCCAGGAACAAAGGCUUUCUGAUUCCUCUCAGGCAGUGCCACUUGGAAGCGCCUUCCAAAUCUUGGAACCGGGACACUUUGUGUAAGAGUCCAGCAGUACAAGCAAAUCGGCCCCUCCGAUGACGGCCACGGGAGAGUACUUGUGUUGUAUUUUCUCCUGUAAUCAUUGUCCCGGUAGGCCUGGAUUUCAAGAUUGGAAUUCCUAUGGACUGAGAUAACUAACUAGUUUGUAAAUGUAUUCUGUUUUCACUGAAAAUUUUAUAUGAAAUUGAAAGAAUUUCCCUCAUUCCGAUGAAAACAUGUUUGAUGAUUGGCAAUAAAUAAAUAAAU
Molecule: messenger RNA, 1398 nt
Organism: Tupaia belangeri chinensis (Chinese tree shrew)
Lineage: Eukaryota; Metazoa; Chordata; Mammalia; Scandentia; Tupaiidae
Gene: LRAT
Product: lecithin retinol acyltransferase
Exons: 3
Coding region: 217-909 (230 amino acids)
Biological process (GO): vitamin A metabolic process; retinol metabolic process
Cellular component (GO): rough endoplasmic reticulum
Molecular function (GO): phosphatidylcholine-retinol O-acyltransferase activity
Source: RefSeq, a predicted model, not a curated record